Molecule: messenger RNA, 879 nt
Organism: Saprolegnia diclina VS20
Lineage: Eukaryota; Oomycota; Saprolegniomycetes; Saprolegniales; Saprolegniaceae
Exons: 1
Coding region: 1-879 (292 amino acids)
Biological process (GO): transmembrane transport
Source: RefSeq, a predicted model, not a curated record
AUGGCCGAGACGCCGAAGCGCAAGCAGGUGAACCUGGGCCUCAUGGGCGCCGGUGGCAUGGCGGGCGUCGUCUCCAAGAGCGUUGUCGCGCCCUUUGAGCGCGUCAAGAUCGUGUGCCAGACCGGCGCGAGCAACGACGGCAUGGUCGCCACGACGCGUCUCAUUUUUCAGACCGAGGGCUUCCUUGGCUUCUGGCGCGGCAACUUUGCGGCGUGUGUGCGCAUCCUGCCGCACAAGGCCAUCUUGUUUGGGUGGAGCGACAUCUACCGGAGCAUCCUCUCGACGCAGACCGUCGUGCCGAUUGCGCCGAGCCAAGUCGGCUUCUUCGCCGGCGGCUGGGCAGGCAUGACGGCGUGCAUCUUGACGUACCCGCUCGACUUUAUCCGCACGCGUCUCUCGGGGACGAUCGAGUCGCUGCCGCGGCACUCGGGCAUGCUCUCGGCGUUUGUCGUUAUCGUCAAGGAAGAGGGUGUGCGUGCGCUCUUCCGCGGCAUGGGCCCGACCUUGCUCGGCAGCGUGCCGUACGAAGGCAUCAAGUUUGGAUCCUACGACCUCCUCCGCAGCUUCCUUCCCGAAGGCAUCGACCCCAAGGCGGACUUUGCGGGCAAAAUGAUCUGCGGUGGCGGCGCCGGCAUGAUUGCGACGCUACUCACGUACCCGAACGACACGGUGCGUCGCCGCAUGCAGAUGCAAGGCAUUGGCGGCAACCCGCGCUUGUACCGCCACACGCUCGACUGCUACAUCAAGCUCGCGAAAGCCGAGGGCAUCAAGAGCUACUACCGCGGGCUCACUCCAACGCUCGUGCGCGCCAUGCCCAACAUGGGCAUCCAGUUUGCUUGCUACGACAUCUUCCGUAGCUGGCUGCCCAAGCAGCCGUGA